Aquila chrysaetos chrysaetos is the source of this 5873-nucleotide messenger RNA. It is a transcript of the gene PJVK, whose product is annotated as pejvakin. Lineage: Eukaryota; Metazoa; Chordata; Aves; Accipitriformes; Accipitridae. The record is from RefSeq and is a predicted model, not a curated record. The transcript has 7 exons. The coding region runs from base 4344 to 5417 and encodes 357 amino acids. Gene Ontology annotation, cellular component: cytoplasm. Gene Ontology annotation, biological process: programmed cell death.
CUGUGGAAGAGCAUAUAAAAAUAUCACCAGAACGUAUGCUCCUUAAUCUCUUUUGUGUUUCCUUUUCAUCAUUAACAUGGCUCUAGUGAGAAGGCAGUGAAGUGGUACAAAGGAGCCAACUGUGCAACACAUUCCCUUUUCAUCACGUCAACAGAUGUUGCUUGUAUAAAGGUGAAAGGGGGAUGAUGUCAACUAAAAGCCAUAGAGAAGCCAGUUGAACUCCACAUCUUGUAGCCUUUCAUUGAUGUAAUGCUUACAGUACAGUGCAGCUUUUAAUACUUUGAUUGCUGGGCAAGUGUCACACUGUAAUACAGCACCUCCUGGCAGGAAAUCUACCUUUUAUGUGUACUGUAGCACGAACUAUGAAUAUAUAUUAUCGCAGUCUAUUCUGUGGCAGAGAAUAGAAAGAGGUUCCAACACAGUUUACUUGAGCUGUAAACCUGAAGAGUAUUGUAUAGGAAACAUAGUAAUAGUGAGUGUGUGCAUCUGUCUUCCAAAUGGACUGUUGAAAGUGACCUUGAAAAUAAUUUAGAACAGCCUUAAUGGUAUGUUUUAGAUACCUGUCUAGAAAAGGACAAGUGUUUCCUGCACCUUUUUAAUUUUUUUUCAAAUCCAUUCUAAUUGGUGAAGAAACUGUUCACACGCAAAAGUUCCAUGUAAAUAAAACAUGAAAGUCCAUUAAAAUACUUAACUCUAGAAGCUUCUUAUUAAAAUUUUCUUCUGAGACUACAGAUAGUAGUGGAAUAUUCGAAAGGAUCUGGCUCCACAGGAAGUAAAACAUGCUUUAAAUGUGGGGAACUUAAAACAUUUUAGGACUAGGCUUUUGACAAGUUUCCUCCCUGAAUUUCUGAGUUCUCUAAUUUUGGUACGGUCUAUUUAUCCUGCUGCCCAGAGAGGUUUCCAUAAGGAACCAAUUCAGUUUCAGAUACACAAGGAGUGACUGUAUUUUUUUACUGCUCUACCAAAUUGAGAGCUUAAUAAAGUAAAUCUACACAAAAUAAAAAUAUUACCAUAGCUAAUUUAAUUGUUCCCCUAUACUGCAUAAUUAAAAUAGCAUUUGUGAACUGAUUUAAAAUUUUCACUACACUUGAACUAUAUAAUAAAGAAAUCAACAUGAAAGUAUCUCUGCUGAAGCUAAGUUUGCUGAAAACCUUAAUCUUGUUUUAACUUACUUUUCUUCCCACAAUGGUCUCUAAAUACCAUUAUGCUUUGUGAGCAGCAAUGACUGCAAGCAUUAUGCCAAGUGACCCCAGUACCCCAGCAAACUGCUAGACCAGGACUUCAGCAUGACAGCGGUACUGUCUUCAUACUCGGGAGCUCUGAAGGGAUGUGAAGAUACAGCAAAGAAACUGCAGAACACAGAGCUGGAUAAGCUACCGUGAAACUGCUCUCCGUGUUGAGGCUUGUGAUGUCCGUAGGCAAACCUACAGACACCUUCAGUCUACUGGGGAUGGACAACUCAAACAGAAGCAGAACAAGAGCGUGGUAGGAGCAGAGAGCAGAGUUAAGCUAGAGUUAAAGGGACAGGAAAAUCAAUUAAAACCCCAUAGAAGUAGAACGUUGUAUCUUUACAUCACUUCAUACUUUUUCUUGCACAGAAUUCCACCUUCCAACUAUAGAUGAACCUGCUCUGCAGAUGAACGAGCAAAUGAGGCUUCUGCCAGUAAGAGUCUUGAUUUAUUUAUUUACAAGAGUCAGAGGGAAUACAAUUAAGGAGAGAAGGGGUAACACAAAGAAAGUGUGUUCUCAUGAUCGAGAAAAUGGCGAAGCUGGAGGAAUAAUUUUGUUUCUGACACCAAUGAGUUCAUAUAUGAUUCGGGGGGGCUCACUUAAAAACAAAGGUCAUCAUAGAUGGAUACUAGGCAAUCUGGGGCGGGGGGGAAUCUUUUUUGGUCAUAUUUUUUCAUUUGUUUUUUAAAAAGGUGCCUGGGUCAUGGUGAGGGUUCAAGUCUGACCUCAUUCCAGCAGUGUAUAAAGGUGGGCUAAGAUCGGGCUAGAAAAGUCCUUUUGUUCUUCUGUGAAGGAUCCUGCAUAGCGAAAGCGGAUGGGAUGCCUUAUCACUAUUGUCAUGUAGCUCUGUGCUAAGGGGUACAGAAGGUUACAGCCCUGGCACGCCCCAGAGGUAGCCUUGAACCCGCAUGUGAGCAGCUUGGAGAGACAAGGCAGGGCUUUUUUUAUUCAAGUGCUGACUCGGGCAGAAUGUAUGCACAGCAUAUUUUUCAUUUAUUGGUUGCUCAAAAUGAGAGGGCUCUAGGGCCGCAGAAAUGCUGAAAGUUCGUAAGUACACUUGUAUGCCAAGUACAAAAGUGCUUAGUACUGGAGGCGCGGGGGAAAUAUCUUAGGUUUCUUCACUUCGAUGCGCAAAAUUAAUGUUCUCUGAACAUGGCAAUGUGAAUGUAGUUGCACUCCUUUUCUCUGACCUGCGGCAUGAGGGCGCUACAAACAGCUGCUGCAGCAUGUAUGGUGGAUUAUAGGGUGUUAGAGUAACAGGAGUACCAUGUAAACGUAUCAAAUGAAACUAUUCGUUAUCAAAAUUAGUGCUAGGUUCAGAUUGAGUAUGAUCUAUGACCACAUACUAAGCAAGAGAAACACAAAUACAUGUUGAAUAAAUAGUGCCAGCUGAGCUUAAUAACAUGUAGAAAAAAUAGUAUCCUGUCAAACAGUUAUAAGACAUAUACAGGAUAAAUCUAAAUCAAGACUGAAUGGGCAAUUUUAAUUUAAGAAUUUCCUUAGCUUUUCCUUCCCUUUAAAACCUUUUAAGUUCUGUAAUGCGUUUUGAUUGAGUAAAUAUGUACAGGGUUUUUUUGUUAGUGCAGUGUAAUAUCAAUUACAGUCAGACUGAAUUCCAGCAUUUCACAUGAUUUCAGUUCAAAGUCUAUGUAUAAUCAGCUUUGAUUUUUCAGCACCCUCUAGAGUAAGCAGAAAGUGCCAGCAGCCUUUCCUUUCAUCUUAGGUAGCUGAGGUAAUAUACUCCUGUUUUUGCCUUUUUAUUGGAUUUCCUGAUAGUCUGAAUGUUUAAAAAUAGCUACAGAAGUACUGGAAAGGACUAAAUUGAAACAUGUUAAAUUAUUAAAUAAGUGAUUAUAUUAUAAAAACAGUCCUUAAAAUGCUUUCAUGUGAAAACCCUACUUAGAAGAAAAACCAACCAAACAAAAGUUUUUACCUGAGAACCAGGAAUAAUAAUCGUAUUAAAGUGUAGCUUUACAAGCCUGUGGCUGAUGUUUUUUUACCUACUGUAACUGCAAAAGGAGUCUCUGGAAGAUGUGCUACAAGGUUUAGCAGUUUUAUGCUCACCACUCUUGCAAGAAGGUAAAGUCAUUGUUUACAUGAGGACGGGUCAGCUCCUGCUGCCUCCCUCACAGAUCCUCCAUGGUGCUGUGUACUGACUCUUUUUCCCCCUUUACAAUUUUGUAUCUUUACACCGGUGCUUUCCCUCUUGGAUCCUUGAGCUGCUCCUUAAUCCUAUAUCAAUAAUCUCACUUCUGUCUGCAAUUUUACUGUUAUUAUUUUGCACAAUUCUCACAAUUUAGCUAAUUUCUCAGUAUUCUAAGCCAAAUACGUGCAGCUGGCCUGUCUCAAAACUAGCUUUUGGGUCACAGACAGCUGAGUCCGCAGGAGAAGAAUAACAGGUAAUGAAAGCCCACUGCUGUUUCCCCCCUGCGCCCAGCCAACUCUAGUCUUACGCUUUGGCCCAGGUGUUCCCAAAGACCUCCGUACCACUUAGUCCCCAGCUGAGCUUUCGCAGGUAGAUUAUGCAACUGCUCUUGAAAGGCAAUACCGUCGCAGCAGACCGACUACCAGCUUUCACGAAUGUGUAAUUCAGGCGGUCUCCCGGAGCGCAUCUGGGCUGCUUUGUUGGGUUUUGGUAAAACACUAGAAUUCAGCUGCACCAAGGACCCAAUAAAAAGUAACACAUCAAUAACUCCUAACGGGAAGCUGAGGGUUGCAGAAGUUACUGUCUUCUGUUUCUAAGAUUGUAAAUUUUGUUUUCAAACAUUGGCAUUAAACUGACAAGGAAAGGGCAACCAUUUCCCUAUCAGUUUACGCUGGUAAUUCAUUAUUCAUCAUACAGAAUUAGAGAGCUUAAUUGAAGGUCUUUGAGAGAAGUCUCGAGCAAUGCACCAUAGAAGCUUGGUAGCUAAGAUGCUGUUGAUUCUUUCCAAGUAAAAUAUAAAUUGAUCUAAAAAAACCAGUGUGACAGCUGCUUUUUUUUAAAAAAAAAACAAACCCAACAUGUUAAUUUGUUUGAAAGAACAUUGUAAAAAGAAUUGAACAUGGGAUUGAUGUCUGGAAGUUACACUUGAUACAGAGCUUUUUAUUAUUAUCAUUACUAAUGUCAUAAUAUGUUUGCUGCUGCAACCAAAAACUUUGUUAAACAGGUUGGUGAUGGAGGAAGACUAGUUCCAGUGCCCAGUCUCAGUGAAGCUGAUAAAUACCAACCUCUGAGCCUUGUGAUUAAGAAAAGAAAAUGUUUGCUUUCAAAAAAGUCUAAAUUUGCUUCAACACCUUUCACAUUAAAAGACAUUCUUCAAGGGGAGAAAGAAAUUUCUGCAGGUGUCUCAUCUUACCAGUUGCUCAACUAUGAAGACAAAUCAGAUGUUUCGCUUAAUGGUAGAAGAGGAAAUCAGAUAAUGAAUGAUGUUGGUUUUGAUGUUGCUGGAUCAGAUUCUGUUGCCUUUAAAGCUUCGUUUGGCAUAGUGACCAAACAUGAGGUUGAAGUACCAACAUUACUUAAAGAACUUACUACAAGAAAGAUAAACUUUGAUCACUGUCUAGUCCAUCAAUCAAGAAAAAGUAGGAUGGAAAUUUUGUGCGUGGUCAUGGAAAGUAUUAGAACUACAAGGCAGUGCUCAUUAACUGUUCAUACUGGAAUGCGUGGAGAGACAAUGAGGUUUCACAUUAUUGAAGAUCAGAAUUAUAAAGGGAGGGACAAAGCCAUUGUUUUUCCUGCGCAUACAACUAUUGCUUUUAGUGUAUUUGAACUUUAUAUUCAUUUGGACGGUAAUUUCGAACUCUGUGUGACUCCAAUUUCAAAAGGAGGAUUUGAAAAAGAGAAAUCUGGAUCAUCUUCACUCACCAAAUUAAGGAGGUUAAAGAGUAAUCUGUUUCAUCGAAAUAAAAGAGUAGUGGAUACCAUUGCUAACUCUGAUGCUUACUUGGAGGACCUUUUUACAGAUUAUUAUGAAAAAGCCGCGAGCAUGACUGAUCUCUCUACAGGCUAUCUCAGAGAAGGGUCUCAUAUCCGAAUUAAUUUACUUAAUAACAACAUCCCCAAAGGUCCCUGUGUCCUUUGUGGAAUGGGAAGUUCUAAAAGGGAGACAGUCUACGGAUGCCUAGAGUGCUCUUUUAACGGACAAAAGUACGUACGAUUGCAUGCUGUGCCCUGUUUUGACCUCUGGCAUAAGAGAGUAAAGUAACUGAGCUAGGUAAGUGCCUGUUGUCGCAGACAUGAGCAUAACUGUGCCACAAACUUUUCAGAGUUAGUAAAUAUGACUCAAAUUGUUGAAAUGCAAAAUAGUGAAAGUGCAAAACAUUUUAUUACACUAUUAUCUUCAAAUUAUUUGCUUCACAGUCAAUGACCUUUUAGUUAAAAAUGCCCUCAUGCAUUCCCUGACAUAGCUUUUCUUCUUUCUAGAACCUUCUCCAUUCAUUAUCAUGAUAAUGAAAAAUGUACGUUUAAACUGAAUUUUCAUAACGUCAAAAUAUAUGCUAGAACUUACUGUAAGUUGUUUACACAAACUUGUUCUUAAACCCCAAAAUGUUGCCUUUAUCUACACUGGCACAUGAUGGUAAAAUGAGAAUAUUUGUUAAUAAUUUAGUGUUCUCAUGAAUGUUUAAUUGAAGUAUCAGAUUAAAAAACAUGCGAAAACUUA